AUGGUCGAUACGUGGCCAAGCGGGACAAAAUGUUUUAUCCGCGAAGACAUCAAGGAUGAACCAUGGUCGCCAAAUUAUCGAAAGACAAGGGAACCUGAUUCACAAAGCGCGGAGGUGCCACCUGAUCGCCCGAGUUUGACGAAAGUCGAUCGUGAAAAGACCCACCCGCUUGCUGUCAAUUCAAAUGCUUGA
Molecule: messenger RNA, 192 nt
Organism: Coccidioides immitis RS
Lineage: Eukaryota; Fungi; Ascomycota; Eurotiomycetes; Onygenales; Onygenaceae
Exons: 3
Coding region: 1-192 (63 amino acids)
Source: RefSeq, a predicted model, not a curated record